Sinocyclocheilus grahami is the source of this 688-nucleotide messenger RNA. RefSeq names its product N-terminal EF-hand calcium-binding protein 2-like. The record is from RefSeq and is a predicted model, not a curated record. Lineage: Eukaryota; Metazoa; Chordata; Actinopteri; Cypriniformes; Cyprinidae. Bases 52 to 525 code for a protein of 157 amino acids. Gene Ontology annotation, cellular component: cytoplasm. The transcript has 7 exons. Gene Ontology annotation, biological process: regulation of amyloid precursor protein biosynthetic process.
GCCCCAGUGCCAGAUUAUCCUCCCAACAACAGAGUCAGUGCAAAGGAGAGCAUGAGGAACAUCAGCACAGGUGCAGGAGCUGUGGAGGUGAGAAAAGAAGGACUUGAGGCACAGAUCAGUCGACUGGCUGAGCUGAUUGGACGUCUGGAGAAUAAGACAGUUUGGUUUGACCUACAUCAGCGACUAACAGACACUGAUGGCACAACUAGCGCAUCUCUUUACCUGAUCCGCCAGGAGAUGAACGUUUCCCAGAAGCAGCUGGGAGAGUUCUGCGAGGCCCUGAAACAAUACCUGAAGAAUGUGUCUGCUCAAAGAGACUGUUUCCAUGUGACGGCUGUGCGGCUGCCUGACGGCCUUUCCUUUGUGGUGUAUGAGUUCUGGGAUGGAGAGGAGGAAUGGAAGAGGCACAUUCAGACUGCAGCUUGCAAGGCUUUCCAGCAUGUGAAAGUGGAUACUCUGUGCCAGCCCGAGGCUGUGUCCGCUGUCGCUGUGCCUGCCGCCUGGUGCAGCUUGAACAGAGACUGAGAAGCCAGCCGGUCUGCAGGUGGAAUGGUCCCGCCUUAUGCCUGAAAACCUUCUCUUCUUCCUCCCUCUGUCACAGUCCCUGCUAUCUUAACUACCCCCACCCCUUUCUCUCUGUGCUUUCCCCACUCUGUCUCCUUCUUUUUGUAGUUACUUGUUUACACAG